This is a messenger RNA of Cuscuta epithymum, 2372 nucleotides long. NCBI's taxonomy places the organism in Eukaryota, Viridiplantae, Streptophyta, Magnoliopsida, Solanales, Convolvulaceae. The record is from the annotation of a GenBank genome assembly.
AUUUUUGCGACUAAUAAAGUGGAUCAUUUUGAAUUGUUUUCAUUUUAAUGGGAAUAAGUGUUUUCACCAAAGCUUAGGGAUUUAUAUUAUUUAUCUUAUGAUUUGCGUAAAUAACUUAAGUAAAUCAGAAUCUACAAAUUUACAGUACAUUGCAUAAUUUGAGAGUAUUCCAUAUUAUUUAUGAUUUUAUAAUUUUAUUAGGGUGCAUUUGUUAGUAAGAAGGGAACCAGAAGAAUAUUUUGCGAGUACAUGUUACCAAUUAAUAUAGUUUAGUAUUCUCGUUUACGCAGCCUCGGAUCGGGGUGUAGGUUUGGAUAUGAUUAUUAAAACUGCUUCAGGUCCUUUCGAGAGCAGAAACAAAAAUUGAAGUGUUUGGGUGGAAGUGGAGAAAUUACUCUGAUUUACUCCUAGAAUCAUUUUUUUAGAAUCCGGGAGAGACCAACUUCUGAAAACUGAUUCUGAUUCUGCUUCUUUAAAAAAGAAGCAGCGGCAGAAUGAGUUCCAAACACCCCUCGAAAUACUGAUGAAUUUCUUAACCGCCCGCCUCAAAUAUUCUUCUUGUUCCGCCCCUGGCAAACUAAAGUUGUUAAUCAAUUAUAAUCCCUCUAUCCCAUCUCUCUAUUAUUCAUCCAAAUUCUUCAGACUGAAAAUAUUUAAUCAAUCUUAUGUCCGAGUUUAUAUCCAGAAAAAUUUCAGCCUUUUCAAUUUCAUUUAAUACAUUCCAUUCCGUAUUGAGAUCUGCUACAAUAAUUUCGAUUCCGUAGUAAGGUUACAGAAUUGAACUUUAAUUUAUGCAACCUGUACGUCCUUGAUCUAUACGAUCUAAUUGAGAUGGGUGAUACUGUCAUUUAUUCUUCCAUAAUUCGAAACACUGAUAACAGUUUGUAUAUUCACUCUUCACUCUUUGCAGGUACCAGGUGACUCCCCACUCUAUCAUUAAGAUAUUGGUGGCCCUUAGAGAUAAGGAUGGUAUUGGAAUGCAUAGAAUGGAUUUUUCACACAUGGAAUGACUAUAUUCAGAGGAGGAAAGUUGGAUAUAUUCCUAAAGAAAUUGUUUUCGAAAUACUGAGUAGGCUUCCGGCAGAUGAAGUUCUCAAAUGUCAACGGGUCUCCAAAGAAUGGAAGGAAAUUAUCAUCCACUCUCCUCUAUUCUCUCAAACCCAACUCUCAAGAGCUUCUCCAAUUAUCCUUGUACAAUACGUAUGUCCGUUUUUAGGUGCGGGCAAAAUGCAAUUAUAUUUUCUUGAUGAAGGUGCCAAAAAGAAGGAUAAGAUGAUGGAAAAUGUGUACACUAAGCCCACACUCAGCGUGCUAAAGGUCCUAUGCAUUCUUAUUUUUAGCUAUAAUGGGUUUCUCAUAUUCGACGAACAUAUAGCGUGGAAUCACACAUCCGAGUUCUUUAUUUACAACCCGAUUACACGAGAAGAAGUAGCCAUCCGAAAACCGGUGAAGAGAGGAGGUCGUGUUUGUGGUAUGUAUCUUCACCCCUCGACAGGGGAGUACAGGUUCAUUUAUUGCAUAUUUGGGGAGAAUGGGGUGGGGCGGCAUAAGUAUGUGAUAGGUUGCCGUGGUGGUGGUAACGUGAAAUGGAGAGAGGUUUGCUCUCUUAGGUAUACACCAAGUUUCCCGGCAGCUCCUGUGAUCUUGAAUGACAUUAUUUACUGGGUUGUUAACAAGACCAAAGCAAUCAAGACACAGUCUUAUCCUUCUGUCUGCGCAGCAUCUGUACUCACUUUUGACACAGAAACUGAAGAGUUACGAGUUAUGCCCCAUCCUGGCCGCACAUGUACUAAUAGCAAUAGUUGUCAACUUUAUGACACUGAAAAUAUACAACUCCUAGAAAUGGAGAACAAGCUGGUGUUUUGUCAUCAAUCCUGGAAAUGCAUACGCAUUUGGAUGCUUGAAGACCCUAUAGAGUGGCAUUGGGUUAUGAGGUAUAGUGUCAGCUUUCACUGGGUUUCUCCUUACUUUAAGGGUAUAUCUGCUCGCCGGGAAAUAAAGCUGUUGAGAAUCCGAGAUGGGGAACUCCUACUUUGUUGGUAUACCACCGGUUUGUUUUUAUAUCACCUAGAACUGCAUACCGUGAGGAAACUGGACCUGGGAAUUAAAAAAACCGGACCUUAUGGGACCUACACUUGUGAUAGCUUUGCCUAUUGUAACUUCGCUUCGUACACCAAAAGCUUGGAGUCGUGGACAAAGGAUGCAUGAUAAUGUUUGUUUGUUUGGACUAACCAUGCAUUUUAUGUCAAUUUAUUUUUUUUUAACUUGUGCAAUACGUAGUAUAAUAUAUUAUGGACAUGGCAAUGUAUUUAACAUUUACUUACAUAAUCUUUAUAUUUAAUAUUAAUAAUUUGUUUUAAAGUUUAAACUAA